Messenger RNA from Arabis nemorensis, 1362 nucleotides. NCBI's taxonomy places the organism in Eukaryota, Viridiplantae, Streptophyta, Magnoliopsida, Brassicales, Brassicaceae. The record is from the annotation of a GenBank genome assembly.
AUGAGAGUUCAAUGUCCGUCGAAGCUUUUGCUCAGGCCAAUUAAGUCAUGUAAAAUUUUAAUCGGCUAUGUAGAGAUUUCUAAUAUUGGUUUAUUUGCUGGUUUCACAUCCUACCAAUCAGGCCUGCGUCGGACAGAUUCUACUUUGAAAACUCGUAUCCCUGAUGUUCUAGCAAGCGGGAUUCUUUUCUUCAAAAAAGGAUCUUGCAAAGUUGUCCCAGAAAUUAUCUCUAGCUCCAAUCUUGAAUUUGAUGCAGCAAUAAGAGAUGACCUGACGUGGAAUGACGCUCACAACUUGGCUUCCUUUCUGGGACAACAACUACGCAACCUUCAUUCACUGCCAUAUCCACAAGUCAAACGUCCUGAGUUGUUGAAUGCGAAUGAUGGUCAUGAGGAGUUGAAUAUUCCACCAGAAUGGAAAGUUUUUGUCGAUGUUCUGCGCCAAAGGAAGAAGGAUGUCACUGGUCGUCUGGAAAACUGGUACCCUCUUCUUAAAGUGUUCUUCACCUAUCCUCAUAACUCCGGGAAAUCCUAUUCCUCGGGCUCUGAUGAACAAGAUAGACGAAUACAUUCCCUUGUAGAUUUGCUCCAUGUGUUCAAGGGGGUCAGUCGACUUUCGGGUGGUCAAUCUCCUGGUACUGGGUUUGGUCUAACAAAUCCUGCACAGGGCUCAACUCCAGCAUUUAACAUGGGUGGGAAUUUUAACAAGAAUCAGAGUCAUCUCCCCUGUUUAGCUAUUUGGACUAGUUCUCUGUCUGUACAGAAUACCAAUCCUGCAUUUCCCCAGCCUAACAAUUUCAGUACACCUUCCACUGGAUUUGAAAAUAUGUAUGUUUUCAAGCUCUCCAUCCUUAACUACAAGCAACUCUCCCUUUGGACAUCCAAAGGCAUUGAUGAAGAGAACUCCAAUACACCAAAGGCUGAUACCCUUUUCAUUCCAAGGGAAAACCCUAGAGCAUUGUUUGAGCACCGCCAAAGGAUAAACCGACCCCGCUGCAGGAGAAUGGCUUCCAUGAGAGACGGAUGUUCACUUCAACUCGACCUGGAAACGUUGGUUCAGUUCAAUACCCGAGAAGUGAUUGUGUUCAUGGACGAGAGCCGAAAACCGCCACCGCCAGUUGGUGAAGCACUGAAUAAGCCAUGCGGAAGUAACUUUGCUGAAUAUAAAAUGUAUGGACAAGAAAAGCAAGUGACGGAAGGAUUGAGAUUGGACAAGUAUAAGGAAAUGCUCAAGAGGAAAGCCGAGGAACAAGGAGCUCAGUUUAGGGUCAAGCAUUUCGUUUCAUUUCAGUUUGUUCUCCCCGUCACCAGGAUGAAUGGAGAAGAAAGCCGAGGAACAAGUAUCGAGCUUGGACAAGUAUAA